AUGAAGGUUUUGGAGGGUGGGCCUUGGCUAAUACGAAAAGUUCCGUUGUUUUUGAAUGUUUGGUCACCUAAGGUCACCCUUAAGAAGGAUAGUAUUAAAACUGUUCCAGUAUGGGUAAAGUUGCAUAAUGUUCCGAUUUCAGUUUAUACUGAUGAUGGUCUGAGUUUGCUGGCGUCAAAACUAGGGGUUCCUAAAAGGCUUGAUUCUUACACGGCUGAUAUGUGUGUUGAUAACUGGGGAAGGAGUAGCUAUGCCCGUGCAAUGAUUGAACUUAAUGCUGAUAAUGAGCUUAAGGAUCACAUUACUUUGGCUAUCCCUAAGAUGGAUGAGGAAGGUUUCAUUAUGGAAAGGGUUGAGGUUGAAUAUGAAUGGAAGCCUUUAAGGUGUCCUACAUGUUGCCUGUUUGGUCAUGACCAUGAUUCGUGUAGUAAAAACAUUAAGGAGAAGGCAAAGCAGGUUGUUGUUGAUGAGGAUGGAUUUGUUACGGACAGGAGGCGAGUGGCUAAACACGAUAACCAAGCGUCUAGUAGUGGGCCAUCAACGGUGAAAGUGUCAAACUCAUUUCAGGCUUUAGAUUCAGAGGGUGAUGCUGAUCGACCAAAAGAGGAUAGUGUUCCGGUUCAUCAGGAAAGAUUUACUGAGAAGGUUACCAGGCUAAGCGAUGAGGUUCAAGAGGCUUUACCUACGGAAAUGUCAAAAUUUAUGGCUAGCAAUGUUAAGGGUUCUCAUUCUGAGGGGGCAAGCACUCCCGGUUAUACCGGUUUUUAA
This is a messenger RNA of Helianthus annuus (common sunflower), 768 nucleotides long. RefSeq lists its product as uncharacterized. Bases 1 to 768 code for a protein of 255 amino acids. NCBI's taxonomy places the organism in Eukaryota, Viridiplantae, Streptophyta, Magnoliopsida, Asterales, Asteraceae. The record is from RefSeq and is a predicted model, not a curated record. The transcript is spliced from 2 exons.